Molecule: messenger RNA, 2034 nt
Organism: Biomphalaria glabrata
Lineage: Eukaryota; Metazoa; Mollusca; Gastropoda; Planorbidae
Product: solute carrier family 52, riboflavin transporter, member 3-B-like
Exons: 8
Coding region: 26-1513 (495 amino acids)
Biological process (GO): riboflavin transport
Cellular component (GO): plasma membrane
Molecular function (GO): riboflavin transmembrane transporter activity
Source: RefSeq, a predicted model, not a curated record
AUCUUGGAUGGUAGCAGUCUGAAUUAUGACGUUAACCAACCGGUCACGUCAAGACAGCACUAAGCUGGGAGUCCACGUCCUGGUAGUCUUAUUGGGCAUUACGUCAUGGUCAAUCAUGAAUGGACUGUGGGUGGAGCUGCCCAUACUUGUUGUCCAUCUCCCCGAGGGCUGGAUAUUACCUUCAUAUCUGACCAUUAUCUGUCAGUUUGGUAACAUCGGUCCGAUAGUUUUUAGCCUGUUGGUUUAUCUGACUCCAAGAAAGAAGAUUGAGACACCAACAUCAUUCGUCAUUGUGGUAGCGCUGACUCUCUGUGCUGCGCUCUAUGGGUUCUUGUGGAAAAAAACAUCUCCUAUUGGUUCAAAUGUACACAGCGUCGCUCUGAUGUCUCUGACAUUAUGCCAAUCCAUUUUUGCAGCCACCACAUCCAUGGCUUAUUUGGCCUUCAUGUCCCACCUGAAAGCUCAGUAUAUAGGCAGUAUCUUUAUAGGGAUGAGCUUGAGUGGACUUAUUCCAGCACUAGCUGCUGUGGUUCAAAUCCCUGGAGAGGUGGAAUGCUUGAGAGGUGCAAUCAAUAGUACAAAUGAAUCAGUAGCCUAUCAAUUAAAGAAUUUUACUCAGAGUAAUUUAUUUGAUUUGAAUGCCUUUGAGCCUGUUAUAGAAGCAGCAAGCAAUCAAACUAUACAUAUGACCAGGCUUCUUCAAAACUCUAGCCAUUUUGAAAACACUCUCCAGCUUUACAAAGAGGAACCGUCCUUUUCAGUGAAGUAUUUCUUCUUGAUGCUGGCAUCACUGGGUGGGCUUUCGUUUUUGUCGCUAGUCUUGCUGAUCUACCAUCCUUAUUGUAAAACGGAACAUGCAGACAUCAAAAAGGAAGAUAAUUGCAGACUGGUCCCGAUAAAAAGAUCUAACAGUUCAGCCAAUGAUUCAAACAAUAGUCAAGGCGUAAAUCUAGAACCAACAGAACAAGCUCAGCUAGAUAAUAAGGAUGAACAAGAUGAACAACUUUCCAAAGCAGAGUCCUGGUAUUUGUUAGGUCUUCUGGCUUGGAUAAACAUGUUACAGACUAGCUUUGUGCUGGCUAUCCAGGUGUACUCCAGUCUUCCAUAUGGACUAUUCUUUUACAAUGGGGCAACCAAAGCAGAAAACAUAGUUGACCCAAUAGCUUGUUUUCUAACAAUGUGGGUGAAAGUCAAGUCUAUUAGAGUUAUCUCUUCAUUGACGUUGCUAGGGACGCUGUUCAGUGCAUACAUCAUCAUUGUAGCAGCCAUGAGUCCGAACCCAUUCCUAGUUAAACAUAUAGCAGGGGGCAUUCUUAUUAUUGCUGUCUGGAUUAUUAGUACUGUUCUGAAUGUCUUUGCCAAGGUCACGAUAGCAAGUGUCAUGCGAAGUCAAGGCCGGAUCUCACUCCUUUACACUGGGGGCAGCACCCAAACUGGUACCCUGAUUGGGGCUGUGCUUGCAUACGUCAUGAUCAAUGAACUGAGACUGUUCAAAGACAGCCCAUGGUGCUAAACAGAGAGAAUCGUGAUUGAAAAAUAGAUAGAUACAAAGAGUAUAUUAGCAUAUAUAGCAUGUUUUAUAUAUUAUAAGUGGCAAUGUCUUCGAAUCCAGAUUAUCUAUCAGUGCAGCUCUUCACAUGACUAAAUCAAGAUAAUAAGAAGUAUACCUACAACAUUUUAAAACCUUUUAAUUUAAUGGCAAUAUCUUCGAUUCGACAAUUAAGGAUGAGUAGAGUUUCAAAUGACUACGCUAACCCAUUUGAUAUUUUUAUAGUGGACUGUGGUUUGCGCAGACCAAAACCACUCUUUAGGCCGAAUGUUGACCACAGUGGCUCAGUAAUCUGAGACGUUUAUGGGCUGCAGAUGGCUGUGGGUUUUAUUUUGGUCUACAUUGCCACUCACAAAGUACCGUAUAAGUAAUACAAAAAUGUAACGCAUUUCAAAAUCUUCAAUGAUAGAUAGCUUAUAUAGGCCUAAUUAUAUUGAGAACAAAUGUCUUAAAGUCAGAAAACUGUACGUUGAACUAUAAUGCAC